GAAAAAAAUACAACUGACAUUUUGUAUGAGAGUUAGGCAACGUGCAACAUAAUUACACAUGUGUAAUACUGUACAAACGGCGAUGAACAUAUGCAUACACCCAGAAGCACAUCACGUCCAACAAGGACAGAUGACGCACAUGCCACUGUUGGACCUGGACCAGAGAUUGAUGGACAGUAGCUUGCACAUAGUGCUACGUACAACCACCAUGAAUUUUACUCGGAAAACACAGCCCCCGUUUAUCAUGGGCAGCCACAUAUGACAUAGUACGACACGCAGCUCCAAAGGCGGGUGUCGCCAUCUCUCGCCCACAGCCUCGCCUGCUCUUUGGUCCAUACUCCGAUGCACGCACCGUUGAGCGUGAACUUGAAGUAGCUCAGCUCCGAGCUCGCGCGCCGCCCCGCCACGCCCCACCAUGAAGUCCUCGUCUCAGAGCCACAGCCCCAGGACCCCGUCGCCGCGCGCUCGCGGCACGGCGGCGGCCCCCGGCGCCGACCACGCGCGCUCCUCCUCGGAGCCAUGGGUUCUCGCGUGCGUGGACGACACGUGCGUCAACGACGUGGAGAGCUUCGCGCGCACCGUCGCCGCCGUGAAGUCCAAGCCCCGCCCCGACCUGCUCCCGAGCGUGCUGUCCCACUACGCCGCCAAGUGGCUCCCGGACGUGGCCACGUCCGCCUCCGGCCGCUUCCUGCCCCCGGAGAGCCCCACCGCCACGUGGCUCAAAAAGCGCCUGCUCCUGGAGACGCUCGUCGCCGCGCUCCCGCCGGACCCGCCCAGCGGCGCGGCCGCCGACGACGGCAUCACGUGCGACUUCCUGCUGAAGCUGCUCCGGGCGGGGAGCAUGGUGGGCGCGGACGCGGCGCUGCUGCGGGAGCUGGAGUCCCGCGCGGCGCGGCGGCUGGACCAGGCGACGCUGGCGGCCGUGAUGAUACCGGCGUUCGGGCACGCGCCGGGCGGGUCGACGCUGCUGGACGUGCCGCUGGUGCUGCGGCUGGUGCGCGGGUUCCUCAAGGAGGGCGGCAAGGGCGCCGGCGGCGGCGCCGGGGCGAGGGUGGCGAGGCUGGUGGACGCGUACCUGGCGGAGGCCGCGCUGGAGGCCGAGCUGCGGCCCGCCGAGCUCGAGGAGCUCGCCCGCGCCGUGCCCGCCCACGCGCGCGCCGCCGAUGACGCGCUCUACCGUGCCGUCGACACCUACCUCAAGGCACACCCAGGCGCCGGGAAAGAGGAUCGCAAGUCGCUGUGGAGGCUGAUCGACCCCCGGAAGCUGUCUGCGGAGGCGGCGGCGCACGCCGUCCAGAACGACCGGCUGCCGGUGCGCUCGGUGAUGCAGGUGCUCUUCUCGGAGCACGGCAAGCUGAACCGCCUCGCCGACCUGGGCGCCUCCUUCAGCGGCGCCAGGGUCCCCUGCAGCCCGGCGGCGGCGCUGGACCUCCACUCCGGCAGCGGCCGCUGUCCCUCCAAGCGCGAGGCCCUGGCGCAGCACCAGGAGAUGCGCCGCCUGCGCGAGGACGUCGCCAGGCUCCAGGUGCAGUGCAGCGCGCUGCAGGAGCAGGUGGAGAGGCUGGGCUCGGAGAGGAGGCGUCGCGGCGGCGUCGGCGGCGUUGGCGGGUUCAAAUGGAGCACGCUCUGGUUCGGCGGCGGCGGCGGCAUGGGCGGCGACGUCGCGAGGAUCGAGGACUCGGAGAGCGGCAUGGAGCGGCAGACGCCGGCGAGCGGCAAGAAGGGCAGGGCGAGCAUGGCCACGGCGACGCCGACGCCGACGCGGCGGACCCCCAAGUGGCGCAAGUCCAUGUCAUGAGAGGAAUCGAAGCCCGCAGCGGCGCUCAAUGUUUACCGGGGUUCUUCUUAAUUUGUCUCUCCUUUGGUUACAGAAUUACAGUUUCUAAUUUGGUACUAAUAGAUCAAGAACUAUAUGAAUUUAACAGUUUAUAAGUCUCUCUUACUUCACAAA
Messenger RNA from Aegilops tauschii subsp. strangulata, 1951 nucleotides. Its product is annotated as coleoptile phototropism protein 1. The record is from RefSeq and is a predicted model, not a curated record. NCBI's taxonomy places the organism in Eukaryota, Viridiplantae, Streptophyta, Magnoliopsida, Poales, Poaceae.